This is a messenger RNA of Lotus japonicus, 1534 nucleotides long. RefSeq lists its product as uncharacterized. Gene Ontology annotation, molecular function: transcription coactivator activity; DNA binding. The transcript is spliced from 9 exons. The coding region runs from base 1 to 870 and encodes 289 amino acids. Gene Ontology annotation, biological process: positive regulation of transcription initiation by RNA polymerase II. NCBI's taxonomy places the organism in Eukaryota, Viridiplantae, Streptophyta, Magnoliopsida, Fabales, Fabaceae. The record is from RefSeq and is a predicted model, not a curated record.
AUGCGUGAUCUGAGGCGUGGACAGCGUGUGGAUGCAGAGGAUGUGGUGGAUUUUCAACCCUUCGCGCCCAUUGUGGCUGCAGUUGAGAUACCGGAGCAUUUGCAAACCUUGACAUUGGAUAUGUAUGGGGGCGACACUGACCCGAUAGAUCACUUACGGUAUUUUAAUACUAAGAUGGUCAUUGGCGGGGCCACUGAUGCGGUAAAAUGCAGAUUAUUGCCUUCCACAUUUAAGGGCGUGGCAAUGACUUGGUUUAUCAAACAACCCCCAUAUUCCAUUUCAAACUUCACCGACUUGUCAACUAAGUUCCUAACACAAUUUUCAGCCAAUCAAACUCAAAAGAACCUCACCAGAUCGAACUCUAUCUCUGGCGCGGCGUCUUCGGUUUCGGUUUCUGGAGCUCUGUUUGACACUCCAGGCCUCGACCUCUCUCUCCCUCCCUUCAAAGCCUUCGUCAAGCAGAUCGUGCAAGCUUUUCUCGAAGAGAAGCAGCAACAGCUAGAUGAAGAACAACAAGAACAACAAGGAGUUACCCAGGACAAGGAGUUCGAUGACGAUGGCGAUCUCAUCAUCUGCAAGCUUUCGGAGAAGAGGAAGGUGACGAUUCAGGAUUUCAGAGGGAAAACACUGGUCUCCAUUAGGGAGUAUUACAGAAAGGACGGCAAGGACCUACCUACUUCAAAAGCAGGUCUUUUCACUAAGAAAUACAGAAGCUUCUCUUUUUAUACAGAUCACGCCUCGAAUGAUUUUGCCACUAAGAAGGUCAAGUUAUACACUGGUUCCGUCCUCUUUGUUUCUUGGGUUUUUUGCUUCUAUAAUGUUGGUUGGACAGGGAAUAUAUCUCACUUCCACUGCACGCAGUCAUGCUAAAGAUAACAACUUGCAUGAAGGUGCACUAAUUGGCGACUUCAAUGGGGAAUUCUGGAGUGUGCACUACUAGAAAAAUGAAUUUUGGCAUCAAGAUCCAUAGCUUUCUACUUUUCGUUCACCCUAAACCCUAUGUUCAACUCCUUUGAUGAUUUUCGUUAAGAUUGGUAUAUGGGUGAGGAAAGUGGAUAUGCUUGAUGGAGUUUCCAUUGUGCGAUCUGAGAAGGUGAAGGAUGAGUUGGUUUUCGAUGGAAAUGACAUUGAGCUUGUUUCUAGGUCAUGUGCCCUUAUCAAUCAGAACAAGGAUAUCAGGAAGUUUCUUGAUGGUAUUUAUGUUAGUGAGAAGGGGACCGCAUUAAUAAAGAAGGUGGUGAAAAAGAUCGUUAUGGGGAAAAAGAUUGGAGCAUGUAUUUAGUAGAAAGUCUAAAUUAAGGGUAUGUGUUUAUCUAUACUUGCAGUUUUUGUUCAUCAGAUUCAUUAUGUAAUGAAUGAGCUAGUUAUACUGGUUGAGAGAUAGUUAGUGCAAUGUACUAAUGAAAAUAAUAUUCAUCCACUUUCUCUCAUUUCCUUCUAUGUUAGGUUAACAGUGUGUGCUACUUCACUUUCUGUAACUGGAACUUUGGAAAGUUAAAUUAGUUAUGAGCUAAUUAUAUGAGCUAUUUAUGAA